AUGCAGGUGGAAGAGCUGAAUGGAAUGCAGGUGGAAGAGCUGAAGAGAAUGCAGGUGGAAGAGCUGAAGGGAAUGCAGGUGGAAGAGCUGAAGGGAAUGCAGGUGGAAGAGCUGAAUGGAAUGCAGGUGGAAGAGCUGAAGGGAAUGCAGGUGGAAGAGCUGAAUGGAAUGCAGGUGGAAGAGCUGAAGGGAAUGCAGGUGGAAGAGCUGAAUGGAAUGCAGGUGGAAGAGCUGAAGGGAAUGCAGGUGGAAGAGCUGAAUGGAAUGCAGGUGGAAGAGCUGAAGGGAAUGCAGGUGGAAGAGCUGAAGGGAAUGCAGGUGGAAGAGCUGAAUGGAAUGCAGGUGGAAGAGCUGAAGGGAAUGCAGGUGGAAGAGCUGAAUGGAAUGCAGGUGGAAGAGCUGAAUGGAAUGCAGGUGGAAGAGCUGAAGGGAAUGCAGGUGGAAGAGCUGAAUGGAAUGCAGGUGGAAGAGCUGAAGGGAAUGCAGGUGGAAGAGCUGAAGGGAAUGCAGGUGGAAGAGCUGAAGAGAAUGCAGGUGGAAGAGCUGAAGGGAAUGCAGGUGGAAGAGCUGAAGGGAAUGCAGGUGGAAGAGCUGAAGAGAAUGCAGGUGGAAGAGCUGAAUGGAAUGCAGGUGGAAGAGCUGAAGGGAAUGCAGGUGGAAGAGCUGAAGGGAAUGCAGGUGGAAGAGCUGUAUGGAAUGCAGGUGGAAGAGCUGAAUGGAAUGCAGGUGGAAGAGCUGAAUGGAAUGCAGGUGGAAGAGCUGAAUGGAAUGCAGGUGGAAGAGCUGAAGGGAAUGCAGGUGGAAGAGCUGAAGGGAAUGCAGGUGGAAGAGCUGAAGGGAAUGCAGGUGGAAGAGCUGAAGGGAAUGCAGGUGGAAGAGCUGAAGGGAAUGCAGGUGGAAGAGCUGAAGAGAAUGCAGGUGGAAGAGCUGAAGGGAAUGCAGGUGGAAGAGCUGAAGGGAAUGCAGGUGGAAGAGCUGAAGAGAAUGCAGGUGGAAGAGCUGAAUGGAAUGCAGGUGGAAGAGCUGAAGGGAAUGCAGGUGGAAGAGCUGAAUGGAAUGCAGGUGGAAGAGCUGAAUGGAAUGCAGGUGGAAGAGCUGAAGGGAAUGCAGGUGGAAGAGCUGUGUGGAAUGCAGGUGGAAGAGCUGAAUGGAAUGCAGGUGGAAGAGCUGAAUGGAAUGCAGGUGGAAGAGCUGAAGGGAAUGCAGGUGGAAGAGCUGAAAGGAAUGCAGGUGGAAGAGCUGAAUGGAAUGCAGGUGGAAGAGCUGAAUGGAAUGCAGGUGGAAGAGCUGAAGGGAAUGCAGGUGGAAGAGCUGAAGGGAAUGCAGGUGGAAGAGCUGAAGGGAAUGCAGGUGGAAGAGCUGAAUGGAAUGCAGGUGGAAGAGCUGAAUGGAAUGCAGGUGGAAGAGCUGAAUGGAAUGAAGGAGAUGACACAGAAAACAAGAUUUUUUGCCCAAGCCCUGGAGCUGAGGACUCUUGAUGUCUGCUCCAACCACACUGAGAACCUAUUGAUGUCUGCUCCAACCACACUGAGGACUCUUGAUGUCUGCUCCAACCACACUGAGAACCUCUUGAUGUCUGCUCCAACCACACUGAGAACCUCUUGA
This is a messenger RNA of Salvelinus namaycush (lake trout), 1605 nucleotides long. Its product is annotated as trichoplein keratin filament-binding protein-like. Bases 1 to 1605 code for a protein of 534 amino acids. Lineage: Eukaryota; Metazoa; Chordata; Actinopteri; Salmoniformes; Salmonidae. The record is from RefSeq and is a predicted model, not a curated record. The transcript is spliced from 2 exons.